AUGGGCAAGCGUACGAAAAAAGUUGGCAUUUGCGGCAAGUAUGGCACGCGUUAUGGUUCAUCCCUCCGAAAAGUGGUCAAGAAGAUUGAAAUUUCGCAACACGCCAAGUACAACUGCGUCUUUUGCGGUAAGGACACAGUCAAGCGUACCGUGACGGGCAUCUGGCACUGUCGUUCGUGCCACAAGACCAUUGCUGGUGGUGCUUACCUACUUAACACGGCGUCAGCUGCUACUGUGCGCUCGACUUUAGCUCGUCUUCGUAAAAUUCGCGACGAUUCUUCAGCUUAA
Plasmopara halstedii is the source of this 288-nucleotide messenger RNA. RefSeq names its product ribosomal protein l37a. Gene Ontology annotation, biological process: translation. Gene Ontology annotation, cellular component: ribosome. The record is from RefSeq and is a predicted model, not a curated record. Bases 1 to 288 code for a protein of 95 amino acids. NCBI's taxonomy places the organism in Eukaryota, Oomycota, Peronosporomycetes, Peronosporales, Peronosporaceae. Gene Ontology annotation, molecular function: structural constituent of ribosome. The transcript is spliced from 2 exons.